Zygotorulaspora mrakii is the source of this 777-nucleotide messenger RNA. RefSeq lists its product as uncharacterized. Lineage: Eukaryota; Fungi; Ascomycota; Saccharomycetes; Saccharomycetales; Saccharomycetaceae. The record is from RefSeq and is a predicted model, not a curated record. Bases 1 to 777 code for a protein of 258 amino acids. The transcript has a single exon.
AUGACUGUGACAGCAGGUUCUGAUGUUAAUGGAUAUAUAAUCAGGAGAGCGAUUUCGCGUCAUCGCGAUUGUGAUGUGUUUGAAGUCGUGAGCAAGGAGGGUGGAUUGUUGUACUUGUAUAUGCUCCCCGAUAAGAAAAGGAUGCCGAAAGUAAUGACGAAUAAUCGUGAUGAGCUACGGUUUGAUGUAAAACCGUUUCACUGGGAGGACAAGUUUUGCUACAUUCAUGGGGAACAAGAUAUGAUUUUUGAUUACUUCAAUGUGGAUUCACAGCGUGCUGGUGCCUUUAAAAAUAAGCGUUACGGUGACAAGAUCGUACGGACACCGAUGCCCUUUGAUCUCUUGAGCGAUUAUGAAGGAGAAAACGAUGAUGAUGAUGAGGACGAUGACGAUUACGACGACGAUGACGAUAGCAAUGCUGAGCAUGAUGAUGAACUUGAUCUGGAUGAUGACGAUGGUGAAACCUUUUAUGACGAGCGCAACUCACAAUUUUAUACAUGUGAUUCCACAAGCACAGAAGCUGGGGUCCCAUCGAUACUACUACAUAAGGAUCAGAUGUCUGGAUCAGACUGUCAUGUCGAAAUUCAGACACCGAAAUGGGAAGGGCUACAUAGAGGUCGGCAUGUACCAAGGACCCCUGUACCAGCUUUUGUGCAAACUGAGGCAAACGAAAGGGAGUUCGAGAAAAAACAGGAUCAACUGAAGUGCGAUUUUGAACUGAAAAUGGUUGCAAGUGCAAUGCUAAAAAGGAGGGAAGCCAAGAGUCUGGCUAUAUAA